GUUCUUCACAUUCAACGCUCCAAAGAAGGCUUGAAUCAGUGAGUAGAGAGACAAAGCAGUGUGUUUGACAAUGGCGUUUUCAUUCUCAACGCAAUUGGUUCAAUGUCAGAAUCCACUUCCUCGUUUUUGUCAUCUACAGGGUAAUUUUAGCCAAGAUGUGUCUAAGGUUCAAAGGUCACAUAUGGUCUGUAACGGUAACAGAUCGCAGCUUGGUUCCAGUAAAGCAUUGGCUUCAAGAUCAUAUUAUGCCAUGAGGUUUUCUGUCAGGCAACAAUCUGAAGCAAGAUCAAUUGGAUAUAGAAGAAUGACUUGUGUCAAUGCUGCAGACAAUGUUCUAGAGCUGCAAGCCAAAGUGACAACCAAGUGUUUCUUUGAUGUAGAAGUUGGGGGUGAACCUGUGGGCAGGAUUGUUUUGGGCCUAUUUGGUGAGGUUGUUCCUAGAACAGUUGAAAAUUUCCGUGUUUUGUGCACAGGAGAGAAAGGAUAUGGUUACAAAGGAAGCUCCUUCCACCGUAUAAUCAAAGAGUUCAUGAUUCAAGGAGGGGACUUUACUGAAGGAGAUGGAACUGGUGGAACUAGUAUCUAUGGUUCUAGUUUUAACGAUGAGAGUUUUGCCUUGAAGCAUAUUGGUCCUGGAGUUUUGAGCAUGGCAAAUGCGGGUCCUAAUACCAAUGGUAGUCAAUUCUUUAUUUGUACUGUGAAGACUCCAUGGCUAGACAAUCGCCAUGUUGUGUUUGGACACGUCAUUGAUGGACUGGAUGUCGUGAGGACACUUGAAUCCCAGGAGACAAGCAGAGUAGAUAUCCCUCGGAAGCCUUGCAGAAUUGUUGAUUGCGGAGAACUGCCUACAGAUGAUUGAUCCGUAUGAGGAAGUACAUCAUAUUUUUCUGAUUUUAAGGACAAUUUUCAAUCUUUUGAUUAUCUCCUAUUUAAUCAUGAUGAUUUGUUGGAAUUAUCAUUGGUCGCUGCUGAAUUGUUUGUCAUUCAGAGAUACAACACUCAUAUUUUGUAUUGCUAGAAUCAUGCUAAAUCCUUAUAACGAUAGUAUUGUCUUUUCCUCU
Messenger RNA from Gastrolobium bilobum, 1061 nucleotides. RefSeq names its product peptidyl-prolyl cis-trans isomerase, chloroplastic-like. Bases 71 to 859 code for a protein of 262 amino acids. The transcript has 7 exons. NCBI's taxonomy places the organism in Eukaryota, Viridiplantae, Streptophyta, Magnoliopsida, Fabales, Fabaceae. Gene Ontology annotation, molecular function: peptidyl-prolyl cis-trans isomerase activity. The record is from RefSeq and is a predicted model, not a curated record. Gene Ontology annotation, biological process: protein folding; protein peptidyl-prolyl isomerization.